AUGAGCUCUUACUUUGUAAACUCGUUCUCAGGGCGCUACCCAAAUGGCUCCGACUAUCAGCUGCUAAAUUAUGGGACUAACGGCGCAGUGAGCGGCUCCUUCAGAGACCCUGGCACCAUGCACUCCGGGUCUUUCGGCUACAACUACAAUGGCAUGGACCUAACCGUCAACCGAGCCGGCGGCGGCGGCGGCGGAGGUGGAGGCGGACACUUCGGGGCCGUGCAGCGAGAGGACGCGCGGGGGUUCGCCCCGGACCCGGCGCGCUACAGACAGACGCCCAACUGCUCGCUCGCCUCCCCGGAAGCGGUGCCGCCGUCGUGCGCCACUGCCGGCCGGGACCAAUUGGAUGUGAAGAGCCCUUCGCCGCCGUGUGACCGGAGCACGACCUCGGCGGUCAACAAAAGCAACAACAGCGGCGGAGGAGGUGGUGGAGGAGGCUUCACGGAGAUCGACGACCCCGCCGCCUCCGCCGCUUCCGAGACCGAGGACGGGGCUCGCGGCUCCGGCUCGGGCUCUGCCGGCGCACAGCGGGCGCAGCAGCAGCAGCACCAGGAGCCCGGCCUCGCCACUUCGUCCACUCCCACCGAGUGCCACACGCCGCAGAUCUUCCCGUGGAUGAGGAAGCUGCACAUCAGCCACGACAUGACCGGACCGGACGGGAAGCGGGCCCGGACCGCCUACACUCGCUACCAGACGCUGGAGCUGGAGAAGGAGUUCCACUUCAACCGCUACCUGACCCGGCGGAGGAGGAUAGAGAUCGCCCACGCCCUGUGUCUUUCCGAGAGACAGAUCAAAAUCUGGUUUCAGAACCGCAGGAUGAAGUGGAAGAAGGACAAUAAGCUGAAGAGCAUGAGCCUGGUGACGGGCGCCAGCGCCUUCCACAACUGA
Doryrhamphus excisus (bluestripe pipefish) is the source of this 888-nucleotide messenger RNA. It is a transcript of the gene hoxb5b, whose product is annotated as homeobox B5b. Gene Ontology annotation, biological process: regulation of transcription by RNA polymerase II; anterior/posterior pattern specification. NCBI's taxonomy places the organism in Eukaryota, Metazoa, Chordata, Actinopteri, Syngnathiformes, Syngnathidae. Gene Ontology annotation, cellular component: nucleus. The record is from RefSeq and is a predicted model, not a curated record. Gene Ontology annotation, molecular function: RNA polymerase II cis-regulatory region sequence-specific DNA binding; DNA-binding transcription factor activity, RNA polymerase II-specific.